AUGUCACGCUAUGGUGGAGCCAACUACGACGACGACGACGACGACAUGCUGCUCAAGGCGCUGCAGGCCAGCGAGCCGUGCGGCAACUGCGGCGCGCCGGGCGCGACGAUCCCGUGCUCGAGCGGCUGCGGAGAAGUGUACUAUUGCUCCCGGGAGUGCAUGACAUACCAUGCUUCCUCACAUCGCCUGCGGUGCAGAAACCUGCGCUGCUCCAAGUUUAACGACGACGAAUCGGACGGCAGCUCCAGUGACGAGUCGUACUACGACUCCUCAGACGAGUCGAGCGAAGAAGACGAACCGCCGCAGCCUGCGCGUGGUGGUGGCAAAAAUGGCAAGACGCUCAGCAAACAACAAUCGAGCAGCAGCAGUGCCGGCGGCGGUGGCGGCGGCGGUGGCAAGAAGGGCGGCAGCGACAAGCGCCUUCGAGUCGACUCGGACAUUGAGCGCCGCAUCGAAGAAAAGAUCAUGCGUCGACUGAAGAAGCAAGAGGAGAACCGCAUUGCCCAAGCCAUCGAGUCGCAGAUGGUGCUCUCGAACGCCUCGUGGACCGACGCCGACAUGAACCGGAUCGCGAUGGAGGUCAAGAUUCGACUCCAGAAGGAAAUGGGCCAUCUCUUCACGGGCAGCUCCAGCAGCCGGUCCCGAAAAAACAGCAUCUCGCAAGGAUCGCUCAGUCGAAGCCUCUCGGCCGUCGUCGAAGAAGACCCCGGGAAGCGGGCACCGCCAGCCCCCAUGGCGCGCCAAGAGAGCAGUGGCUCAUCGCGAGACAAGGGGUCCUCGUCGCGGUCGUCGCCAGACAAGCCUAUGCGAUCACAGCGCAGCAUCGACGUCGACCCGGUACAGCCGACGACCGCGGUCGUCCCCGUCGCUGCUGCCGACCCUGCGACGCCGCCAACGUGGAACAACAAGUGCGCUGCGUUUCUCUCGCUCAAGAUUGUGGUCUGGAAGCUUGACUUUCGUCCGCAAAUGCGCUUCUGCGCCGGCCCAGACGGCACAUGGAACCAGCUGGCCGAGGUCGACGCCGACGAGUCAUUUUCGCACAUCAUCCUUGGCGACGUGCUUUUGUCGGUGAACGGCCAGCUCCUCACGGGCGUCGCCAUGUCGGAGGCCGAGAUGGAAGAGAUUUUGUCCGAGAACGGCAACCCGCUCAUCAUGAAGUUUGGCAGCGCCGACCCGGACAACCGAGCGAUCCGCGAGUACACGGUGCGCUGGGGCAACGGGCCCUUGGGGCUGACGCUCAAGGACGACGGGUCGCCCGAGGCACUGCCGAUUGUCCAUCGCCUCACCAAGAAGCCCGGCUCGGUCGCGGUCAAGGAAAACAUUGCGAUCGGCGACGUGCUCUGCGCCAUCAACAACAUCGACACAGUCUCGCUCGGGUGCGCGCUCACCAUGUCGGUGCUCAAGAAGGUCCAGCUGCCCGCAAAGCUCACGUUCCGCGGUGUCGGCGGUGUCCCCACGCGGCCCAAGGGCGACGCGCCGCCCGCCAAGGCCAAGCAACCCGAAGUGCCCGUGAGCUCGCGCGGCCUGGCGCCUGGCACGACGUACCAAGUCGACUGGCGCGAAGGCCCGCUCGGCCUCACGAUCAUUCCGGGCCUCCAGCCCGGCGACCUGCCCGUCAUCAAGCGGGUCACGGGCAAGGGCACGUCGCCGGGCGUCGAGUACGCGCAGGUGGGCGACUACCUCACGAGCGUCCAGGGCAAGUCGACGACAGUCCUGACGUUCGAAGACAUUGUGGACCUCCUCAAGACGCUGCCCAAGCCCAUCUUUAUGCAGUUCACAUCGGCCCAAGGCACGGCCAACGGCUCGAUGCUGCUGCCAUUGCCGGUGCCGGCGCCCGACGUCGUCGUCGAGCGCAAGCCCAAGUCCAAGCCGGCCCCGGAGCCGGUCAAGAAGCCCAAAGCCGAGGUCGAAGUGGACAUUGAUGUGCCGCAACCGGCGGACGCGGGGACGUACACGAUCGUGUGGGGCCCGGACGGCCCGCUCGGCUUGACGAUCGAUGCAAUUCCGCACGAAACCGGCGCGUACAUCAAGCGCACCAACGGCACCGGCGCCGCGGGGCACCUCACGGACGACUGCAUUGGCGACGAGAUGACGCAUAUCAACACGAUCGACGUGCGCCAGAUGGAGUACACGCGCAUUGUCGCGUACCUCAAGAAGGUGCCGCGGCCCGUGACGCUGCACUUUAAGGCCGACAACAUCCACCGGUCGAGCUCGUCGAGCAACAGCGGCGGUGUCAACACGCUCCGCGCGGCGCCGAGCGCGUCGAUGCCCGUGCAAACGACGACGAGUGCGCCGACACCGAGCAUGCAGCCGCCAGCCUCGCUUCCGCGCGGUGCGUCGGGCUCGUCGUCGAGCCGUCAGUACUACGACCUCAACUGGGCCGAGGGCUCGCUCGGCCUCUCGCUCCACGGCGCGGACGACAAGAGCGAGUACCCGUACAUUACGCGUGUCACGGGCGUCGGCUGCGCCGCGCACCUCCCGCCGAGCGUCGCGGGCGACCAGCUGCGCGCGAUCAACGGCCACAGCUGCCACACGAGCAAGUGCACGUUCAAUGACAUUAUGGACCAGCUCAAGACGCUCCCCAAGCCGAUUGUGUUGCGCUUCCAGACGCAAAAGACGUCGUCGCCGCCGCCACAGGAAGCGUCGCGGUCGUACCAGCAAGCGCCGCCGCAGUACGAAUCACAGCGGUCGUACCAGCAACCGCAGUCGUACCAGCAACCGCCGCAACAGUCGUACCAGCAACCGCCGCAGCAGUCGUACCAGCAGGCGCCGGUCCAGCACGACGCGCCGCGGCCGCAGCCGACCAACGAGAAGCUGCUCGUGCGCCAGCCGUCGGCGCUCCAGUCGUACGGCGAGUCGAGCCACGACGACGCCGGUGGCAACCAGCUGCACACGCCGUUCCUCCAGGCCCCCAAGCUCUCGUCGGGCCGCCGGCAGAAGAUUGUCAAGCAGUUGAAGAAGUAG
Messenger RNA from Saprolegnia diclina VS20, 2964 nucleotides. RefSeq lists its product as hypothetical. Lineage: Eukaryota; Oomycota; Saprolegniomycetes; Saprolegniales; Saprolegniaceae. The coding region runs from base 1 to 2964 and encodes 987 amino acids. The record is from RefSeq and is a predicted model, not a curated record. Gene Ontology annotation, molecular function: protein binding. The transcript has 3 exons.